Messenger RNA from Fusarium fujikuroi IMI 58289, 732 nucleotides. RefSeq lists its product as uncharacterized. The coding region runs from base 1 to 732 and encodes 243 amino acids. The record is from RefSeq and is a predicted model, not a curated record. The transcript has 2 exons. Lineage: Eukaryota; Fungi; Ascomycota; Sordariomycetes; Hypocreales; Nectriaceae.
AUGAAGUUUCAACUUACUAUCCUUACUCUGGCCGUCUUGGCCUUUGCAAAGCCUCAGGCGCCUCCUGAUCCAGCUCCAGCUCCCCCUGAUCCCGCCCCAGCUCCUCCUGACCCUGCUCCAAGCCCGCCUUCAACCUCUGAGCCGCCUGCUCCUCCUCCUGACCCCCCAGCUCCGGCACCUCCAGCACCUCCUCCCGUCCCUCCUCCGGCUGAUCCUCCCGCCGAACCGUCUCAACCCCCCCCUCCUCCACCGCCGCCUCCGUCCGGACCAGCUCCUGUUCCUCCCCCAGCUACUCCGGCCCCGGCCCCGGCCCCUCCUCCGGACCCAAGUCCCCCUCCGCCUCCGAGUUCAACCGCUGAGCCUCCUCCUCCCGAGGGACCGAUCUGCGAAUGCGGCUACACUUACUGCUCCUCAGUCCUCAAGACCAUGGAUAACCCGUGGAAUGAGGAUCAACUCUCGCAGGCAUACUGCAGCACGCCCAAUGUGAAAUGCGACGGCGAAUCACCAGCCAGCAGCAUAGACAAUGCCCUGUUCAUCUGCCUCUGCGACCAGCCUAGCCAGAAAAUCGGAAACCAUCUCGAGUUUCUCUGCGGCUGCGAUAAGUGUCUCGUCGUCAAGCCCGACUACAGAGGAAGAUGCAAGACGCCCCCGUUAGCUGGAUCCAAGGGCGGCAAGGGUGAUGGGAAGGGCAACAAGGUCAGAGGAACCAAUCCCCUCGGCUUCUGGAUGUAG